CCAAGAGGGAGAAGCAGAGGAAAGUGAACCAUGAGAGGAAACCUUACUAGUGUGUCAUCCCAAAACAUGGCGUUUAGCGACUGCAUGAAACCCACCGAGCUGCCCGCAGACAAGAAGGGGAUAAAGAGGAAAAACUGGAGAAACAGAAUACGAUUUCUUCUGAAGUCAAACUCUUCUCCUUCCAUACUGCAUCUGAUGAGAAACCGACCGUACAGGCCGAGCGCUGAUGACGUGAACCAAUGGGCGCAGUCGCUUGACAAACUGCUCAGUCAUAAAUAUGGAAAAGCCGCCUUUUGUAUCUUCCUGAAGUCCGAGUUCUGCGAAGAGAACAUUGAGUUUUGGACAGCCUGUGAGGAUUUCAAGACGCUCACGUCGCACAAAGAUCUGGUGUCCAAGGCCAACAACAUUUAUGAGGAAUUUAUUAAAAAUGAAGCUCCCAAAGAGAUAAACCUGGAUUACCACACCAAAAACGGCAUCAUCCAGAACCUCCAUGAGCCCACUGAAACUAGCUUCCUGGCCGCUCAAAGGAAAGUGUACAGCCUGAUGGAGAAUAACUCGUACCCCAGAUUUAUCCACUCUGCCCUCUACAGAGAACUGUGUGCAGCUGCCAGGGGAGAGGGCAAGCACAUUAAGUCCUAGUCAAACCAGACGCCCACUCCUGAAGUCAUUUGUUUACUGCUGUGACUGUGAAUAGACUGCAGAUAAUGUUCAUUCCAGACACUGCCUCAGUAUAAUAGAGCUGAAAGCAAAUUCAGAGCAUAAACAUUAGCAGAGGGUGUGUAAAAUGCAAAAAACUGAAACUAUUUUUAGUUGAUCCUGCUGAGAGCUUUCAACAAGGAAGCAGGGAUGAUUGGGAUGGAUUGCUGUGUGGUGCUACUGGCGGUACAGAGACCAUUGCUACCUGAUGGUUAGAUUUUCAUCACUGGAGCAUUACCUGCACUUUCUUUAUUACACCAGUUUUUGAGCAGUGAUGCAAUCCAAGAAAAUGCUGUUAUAAAGCCACUGCAUUCAAAGCUUCAAGUCCGUAUAACUGUGCAUCGCUUGCCUCACAUUAAACCGACAGUGCUGCCAGAAUGUAUUUUCUGUGAUGAUAUCCACUUGAAGACUCCGGACUGGAGUCAUUCACACUUCCUGUGUAGCCCGAGCCUUUAUUUUCCUGCUGUGUGUACAGCAGUUUUACACACAGAAGUGCAACUUUAAUUUAUUCAAUGACACCCACAGUUUCCACUGAUGGCUGCAUUUGGCCUGAAACUACUGUGACAAUGUUAUACACUGUAAAUAUUUUGAUAUUGCUCGAUAUGUUUAAAUGUUAAUGUAAGCUUGGCGCAGCUGGACUGCUUGUGAAAUAAAAUGUAUUGUUCGAUGCUGAAA
Acanthochromis polyacanthus (spiny chromis) is the source of this 1371-nucleotide messenger RNA. RefSeq names its product regulator of G-protein signaling 2-like. The record is from RefSeq and is a predicted model, not a curated record. Bases 31 to 639 code for a protein of 202 amino acids. The transcript has 5 exons. Lineage: Eukaryota; Metazoa; Chordata; Actinopteri; Pomacentridae.